Entelurus aequoreus (snake pipefish) is the source of this 2258-nucleotide messenger RNA. Its product is annotated as zinc finger and SCAN domain-containing protein 31-like. Gene Ontology annotation, molecular function: DNA-binding transcription factor activity, RNA polymerase II-specific; RNA polymerase II cis-regulatory region sequence-specific DNA binding. The record is from RefSeq and is a predicted model, not a curated record. Lineage: Eukaryota; Metazoa; Chordata; Actinopteri; Syngnathiformes; Syngnathidae. Gene Ontology annotation, biological process: regulation of DNA-templated transcription. The transcript has 2 exons. The coding region runs from base 287 to 1648 and encodes 453 amino acids.
UCCCAGCUUCCGGGGUAAACGGAAUACGGCAGAACUGAGCAGUCAGUCUUAUUAUUUGUUCUCCAGUUUGAUAUAUUUACGUCGUAUAAAAUACAUCUUUGAUUCUUUAUUCAAGGAUAAAGUCGUCUCGAUGCGCUAGAAGCACUGUGCCGCUUCUACUGCUAUCUUUGCUUGUUAGUUAGCUUAGCUCGCUAGUUAGCUUAGCUUGUUAGCUGCUAACAGAAGUUAUCAACACAUCGCUAAGUAGAGAUCAAGUGUGAGAGUAAAGUGUUGUGAUUGUGUGAAAAUGUCUACAUUACAAAUGUUGAGAGCGUUGGUGGAUCUGCGACUAACUGCUGCCGCUGAAGAAAUAUUUGUAGUGUUAGAAAGAACGAUAGCAGAAUACAAGGCGGAACUUUCUAGGACAAAAGUGGAAAAUAAUCAACUACUGGACGCUGUUUUCAAGAAACAUCAAGUUGUGUUACACAGAACAGACCUCGAUGAAGAACCUCUACCUCAUGAGCAGAAGGAGGAACCACAGUCCCCCCACAUACAUGAGGAAGAAGAGGUACUACAUUCCCAACACAAUAAAGAGGGAGGAGAGGUACCACAGCUCCAACACUUUAAAGAGGAAGCAGUGGAGCCACAGCUCCAACACAUUAAAGAGGAAGCAGAGGAGCCACAGCUCCAACACAUUAAAGAGGAAGCAGAGGAGCCACAGCUCCAACACAUUAAAGAGGAAGCAGAGGAGCCACAGCUCCAACACAUUAAAGAGGAAGCAGAGGAGCCACAGCUCCAACACAUUAAAGAGGAAGCAGAAGAGCCACAGCCCUCCCACAUUAAAGAAGAAGCGAUGAAACACAGCAUCAGUCAGGAGGGCGAGCAUCUUGAAGUACUGGUGGAGUUCCCAGUGACUGGUGUCUCUGUAAAGAGUAAAGAGGAUGAGGUCGAAGGUGAAAGUGAGGAGAAGAGAGAGGCGGAGCCUCCAAGCAGCAGCUCAACACAACACAUGACAACAGAAGCUGAUGGAGACCACUGUGGAGGAUCACAAGCAGACCAGCUCGUAGCUCCACUAUCAGAUAGUGAGGACACAAUGUCACACUCUCCUGACACUGAUGAUGAAGACUCUACAGAUGAUAAGACAUGGGACCCUGACAACACUCACUUCAAAUGUUCUCACUGUGACAAACGUUUUGGCCUCAAAAAGUCUCUAAAUAGACACAUGAAAAAUCACACUGGAGAGAAUUCAUUUCCGUGCUCAGCGUGUAGUCAAGUAUUCAGCAUAAACGCAGACCUGAUAAGACACGCAAGAAUACACACUCAAGAGAAGCAUUUUUCUUGUUCAGUGUGUGGCGAAUCUUUCACACGGAGUGAAAGUUUGAAAAGACACAUGAGAAGACACCCUGAAGUGAAACCUGUUACCUGCUCAGUGUGUGGGAAAGGUUUUGUUAGAAAUUCCAACUUGACUAGACACAUGAAAACACACACUGGAGAGAAACCUUUUUGUUGUUCAAUCUGUGACUUAUCUUUUACAAGGAAGGAUAUUUUGAAAAAGCAUGCAAUAAAACACUGUGGAAAAAGACCUCAUUCCUGUUCUAUCUGUGGUACUUACUUUAAAACGAGAAGCUCUUUGAAAAGACAAGAGAAGACACACGGAGAAAAGUGUUGAGUUGCAGUGUGUGUGAUGAAAGAUUCUCUCAUGAGUACCAACUUAACGAACACAUGUGUGCUGGUGAGAGCAGCAGGAGUAAAAUAGAAAAGCGCUCCGCAGACCUCCACCAGGCCAAAUCUCCCAGGCAGAACCCAAAUGAUGAUCAGGAUCAACACCAAAAUCUAAUCACUUGUUCCUUAUCCCAUUUCUGACAUGUCCUGAAAGUUUCAUUAACCUUUAAUUACUUUUCAAUUGCUUCAAUAACAAACAUGUAAAUGUGUUUCUUAGUUACACAUCCUGGAAAACAACAUCCACACAACAGUGUACAUUUAUUAUUCAUUCUUACUAAUAUGUUUAGUUGUGUACUAACACAUCAAUGUGUACUUCUGCUAAUAUUUAAGAAGUGAUGAUGAUGUUAUGGUUCAGCGUGCCCCUUCACAGGCUUGCUUGCCAAAACAAGUCUCCAACAUGGUGGUGCCAGCGGUCCUACUACUUGUACUUGUACACUAUACAAUAUAAUUAUGCACACCUUUUGUAAGGUAUACAUUUUUGUUUGUACUAGCAAUUUGAAACCAGCGCUGUAUCCUUUGCAUGUGACCUUGUAGAAUAAAAUAUCUGUUCUUCAUGA